This is a messenger RNA of Lodderomyces elongisporus, 204 nucleotides long. RefSeq lists its product as uncharacterized. The coding region runs from base 1 to 204 and encodes 67 amino acids. The transcript has 2 exons. NCBI's taxonomy places the organism in Eukaryota, Fungi, Ascomycota, Pichiomycetes, Serinales, Debaryomycetaceae. The record is from RefSeq and is a predicted model, not a curated record.
AUGAGAGUAUCAAACCUACCAAGCUUACCACCACCACCACCUCCAACACAAGACCCAAAAAACCUCAAAAAGUCAUUGAAAAGAGCACAUACCCCCAAGGAACUCAGAAGUGAUGAUGAUGGGAAGAAGAAAGUAAGGACCGAAGUUGUGGUUACAGAAACAGUUAUUGCUGAAGCUGCUACUCCACUGAACACUAUUAGUUAG